Salvia miltiorrhiza (redroot sage) is the source of this 603-nucleotide messenger RNA. RefSeq lists its product as uncharacterized. The record is from RefSeq and is a predicted model, not a curated record. NCBI's taxonomy places the organism in Eukaryota, Viridiplantae, Streptophyta, Magnoliopsida, Lamiales, Lamiaceae. The transcript is spliced from 2 exons. Bases 1 to 603 code for a protein of 200 amino acids.
AUGAGCAACUACUCACCCUUUUUCACGUUGAGGCAAGAUGCAACUGGAAGGAAUGGUAUAUCACCACUCCAAAAGUGCACCGCAGCUAUUCGACAGUUGGCAUAUGCGGCUCCCGGUGAUUCACUUGAUGAGUACAUGCGGAUGGGUGAGAGUACUGCUUUGGAAUGUCUACAUGAAUUUUGCAGGAGUAUGAUUGCCGUUUAUGGUGAUCGAUAUUUGAGGACUCCAAAUGCAGCAUAUACUGAACGCUUGCUACAAAUGCAUGAAGAAAGACAUGGCUUCCCGGGAAUGCUGGGAAGCCUCGAUUGCAUGCAUUGGGAGUGGCGGAAUUGUCCAGUCGCAUACAAAGGAUACUAUACACGAGGCGAUCAUGGUGUUCCUACAAUAGGAAAUGCCCCACCAGUUCAAUUCACGGUGAAUGGUCGGAUGUGUAUAACAAAGGAUACUAUCUUACAGAUGGAAUUUAUCCAACUUGGGCUUCAUUCGUCAAGAGUUACCCAGCACCAGGAGAUCCGGUCAGACGAAAAUUUGCGCAGAGACAAGAGGUUGCAAGAAAAGACGUUGAAUGAGCGUUUGGAGUGCUACAAGCUCGUUGGGCAGUAG